This is a messenger RNA of Caenorhabditis auriculariae, 3142 nucleotides long. NCBI's taxonomy places the organism in Eukaryota, Metazoa, Nematoda, Chromadorea, Rhabditida, Rhabditidae. The record is from the annotation of a GenBank genome assembly.
AUGCGAUUUGAGGUAAAUGCUCGGUACUUUCAUUACCUAACCCCGAUUCGUCUAUGAAAUACCCCCCUAUCCGAAAACCUCUGUACAAAAGCUGCAUUCUACAGUUAAACGAUCACAGCAUAAUUGAAAUCUUCAAUAUUUCCGAGAAUCGGUGGAAUUCAGUAAAAAAUUUUGAAAAAAAGCCGUAAUUUCCUGACCAUUGUUCUGUACAAUCCUAUUUUUUUUUCUUUUGAAAUGAACAAAUUCAAGCUGACAGUUCUUAAGGUUAACGUCAAGCUCGCAGCAUGACGUUAACUUAGUGCGUGUCAACACGUCAGCCUAUUUUCUCGAGAUGCUCAAAAGCUGAAAUAAAAAUCUUUUCCUUUUCAAAGUUUCUAGUUCUUUUUUUUUACUGAAAUCCGGAACUGAGAUGUUGGCAGAACCAGGUCGAGCAUGUUGAUAAAAAAAAGCCCAAUUGUUCGCCGGUAUUAUGUCGAAUUCAUACUUUUAUUGCUAAAUUGAAAAACCUAUUAAAAUAUCAAUCCAAUACUGCCUAAAUUUUUUUUAUUAUUCUUGAUAAGCGUCCUCUGAAAUUCAGUUCAGUAGCAAAAGAUUUCACUCCGAACAUUUUUUUUCGUUAACUUUUUUCUUCAGAUUUUGAUGUUUCCUUGGAAAUGUGAAGCCUGGAUAUUGAGGAAAAAGAUCUUUGUGAUGACGAUGAAAUGAACUUUUAUGAAAACGUUUGACCGAAUGUAUUAUUUUUUCUAGAAUAUUCUACUUCAAACAAGUCUUUUUUUGUAAGUUGUAGAAGUUGUCACAAAUAUUCAUCAUUGUUUUUGUAUAAUUUGGGACCAAGUUUUUAUGGCGUUUAUCUUUUUCAAAUAAUUUGUAGCUAUUAAUAUUUUUCAGAGAACGAUGUUCAAGUUUUUCAUUGCCAUCUGCUUAUUCGUUUCAGUACUUGCUCAGAAAUGUGAAGGUAUGAUUUUUGUUGUCUCAGUAGAUUUAAUCUUUGUUUCAGUGUGUACAAAGGUUUUGACGGAUGUCAUGGCGAAGGUACCGGACUCCGACAAAUCGAAACCAGACGCCAUUGGUCGAAUAGUUAGAGAACAUUGUGGCGGAACAAAGAAUAAGGACCACAAGUUUGUUAGUUGUUUCCAAGAAAUAUUUUUCUCUCAUUUCUUUCAUUUGAAGUGCUUCUAUAUCGGGGCUUUGCCGGAGUCAGCAACCUCCAUCAUGAAUGAGGUGCAGAAGCCGCUCAGCUGGUCGAUGCCUCCCGAAAAAGUUUGCGAUAAACUGAAAACCAAGGAUGCGCAAAUCUGUGAAUUGAAAUAUGGUUUUUGAGUUUGAUUAACACAUCUAACUCGCUCAUUGCAGACAAGCCGCUUGACUGGAAAACUAUCGAUUUGAAGAAGAUGCGCGUUAAAGAGUUGAAAAACAUUCUCGUCGAGUGGGGAGAGGUUUUUAUUUUAUUCACGCUUUUUAAUUUAGCAAUUUUCUAGGCUUGCAAAGGAUGCACUGAGAAGACAGAAUUCAUCAAGAAAAUCGAAGAACUGAAGCCGAAAUACGUGAAAGAAGAGCUGUGAAUAAUGUUAUGACCGAGGGGUGGACAAAGUCACUUGUUGCUAUUAAUUUUUUGAUUAUCGUACAUUAUAUUGGAUGCCUUUGACUUUUUGAUCUUUAAUUUAUUUUCUUGUUUCUUGUUUGAUGACGUGUGCCUUUUUUCUACGGAGCUUAAUAAUAAAAUUUUCUCGUUUUAUUCGAAUUCUUCCCUUAUAUGGUUAUUAACCAAUUAUUUAAACUGAUGAGAAUAGAAAUUUCUUUAAAAUGAAGUUGGUUCUCAAUCUUACUUCAGGUCCUUUGGACAGAAGAGAUGGCUAGCUCUCUUCCGCGGCGCAUCAUAAAAGAAACGCAGCGUUUGUUGGCGGACCCUGUCCCUGGAAUUUCAGCGAAUCCAGACGAAUCUAAUGCUAGGUUUCAUAAAAACGGAUUAAACGGGAAGUUCUUCGUAAUUGUAGAUAUUUCCAUGUGAUGAUAGCUGGUCCCGACGACUCUCCUUUUGCUGGAGGAGUUUUCAAACUCGAGCUCUUCCUUCCAGAGGAGUAUCCAAUGGCGGCGCCAAAGGUUAGCUCGUUCUAAAUAUUUCGCUUAGUUUAGUUUUUAAGGUCCGGUUCAUGACCAAGAUCUAUCAUCCCAACAUCGAUAAACUAGGACGCAUUUGCUUAGACAUCCUGAAAGGUAAUUAGAUUACUCUAUUAUUUCUCAAAGUUUUUUGAAGAUAAAUGGUCGCCGGCUCUGCAAAUUCGUACAGUUCUCCUGUCGAUCCAGGCUUUGCUUUCUGCACCCAACCCUGAGGUUCGCAGAGUUUUACUCUAUGACUUCUUUUUUUUCUUACAACAAAAAAUUCGAAAUUUGUUAGGACCCUCUGGCCACGGAUGUCGCUGAACAGUGGAAGACGAAUGAAGCGGAAGCCAUAAGGACCGCCAAACAAUGGACUCUCGCUUACGCCCGUAUGUUUAUUUUAAAUUCUCAUUCUUUCGGCGUUUUUAACUUUUCUUCAUAUUCUAGAGUUUCCUUUUUAUAAAUGAAUUUUCUCAUUCUAUUUAAAGUCGUCUAUUUGCUAGAGAAGGCUUUAUAAAUUGAAGAUACAUAAAGUUUUAGGAGCCUCGUACAAUUCAUAUCAUUUCGAGGCGUUAAUCAUGAUGAAUAGGAAUGGCACAACUUGAGAGUUACUGCUUUUUUUGUUCCCCCAAAAUGGAAUUAGUAAACGCUGGAGAAUUCAAAAUUUUAAUUUAAUAAGCCCAAUUCCAGCGCGCUGAGGUUUGAGUGCUAACUCUAAAUAAAAAGUUCAUUUACUUGUAAUAAGUUAGUUCAUAACUAGAAAAAAAAACCUUCAAAUCAAAAUUUGAACUUCUCUUUUUCGAAAUAUACAAAAGACGCGAAAUUUAUUAACAAUAGAUUUUUUAAGCCAUGAGGCUUAUAGGUUGUCGAACGAAUCGUUUUAAGUGUAACUCGAAUUCUUCUUAUGAACUUUCAAUUUUUCCAUUGCCCUCGAGUGGUCAUUGUAGCUCAUUUCAAUAUUUCGGACGACCACAGCAAAGGAGAGAAGAUGAAAAAAAAAACCUAAUUGAAAAUUUUAUCGAUUAAAGUUUUUUCAGAAGCCUAA